CCGGGUUGUCACUUAGCUCUCAAGAUGGCGCCGACCUUGUGAACGAAAAUGGAUAGAGCUGAAAUGCACAUCUAAAAAGUAUUUUGUCAAUAAAAUUGAAGAACGAGAGCGACAUUGUGGGUGACGUUUAAGUAAAGCUAUCUUGUCUCUGUGAACGAAUCAUGUUCGCGUUUCUGAAAAACACGUUCUCAGGACUCACGAAGGGUUCACGAGUUACAGGUUCUGUGCAGAAUCAGAUGAAACUUGUUGUUGCCGGAAUGAAGACUUAUGAAGAGCCUCCAGAUUACAGUGGUGUGGUUCUACCUGACAGACCAAAGCUGAAGUUCAUAAAUAAGGUUCCAAAUUUUAAGAAGGCAAAGAAAGAGAUGAAGAAACUGAGAGAUAUCCGAGGCCCAGCACAGACAGCCAACACUUUUGCACGGGGCCAGUAUGGAAUUGUGGCUCUAGGUGGGGGGUACCUGCACUGGGGGCACAUUGAGAUGAUGAGACUGACAAUCAAUCGGCGGAUCGACCCGCGGACAACCUUCGCACGCUGGCGAGUGAACGCCCCCUACAAGCCCAUCACCCGCAAGGGCCUGGGGCAGCGCAUGGGCGGGGGCAAGGGUGCCAUCGACCACUAUGUGACACCUGUGCGCUGUGGCAGGAUGGUGCUGGAGCUGGGGGGGCGCUGUGAGUUUGGGGAAGUGGAGCCCAUCCUCACAGAGGUGGCCAAAAAGCUGCCCUUCCCGGCCAAGGUGGUGAGCAAGGAGAGCCUUGCAGCCAUGUAUCAGGAGGAGCGCGAGCGUGAACUCAACAACCAAAACCCCUGGACCUUCCAGAGAGUUGUCUCCACCAACAUGCUGGGGAUCCGCAAGGUACUCAGCCCCUUCGACCUGCGCCACAACGGCAAGUACGUAGGGAAGUUCCGCCUCCCGGGGAGGGUGUGACUGGCAACAGACAGGAUCACCACGAUCCUUCCAGAAACUGCUGCUCGAGCAGUGAGCACAAGGAUUGCAGAUCAGUAUUCUUGACAGAAGGGGAUCGCCACAAGGGUCUUCUAUGGAGGAAUCCUGGACUGUACCUGAACUGUGGAGGUUACAGAUUUUGUACCAGUUUCUGUGAAUAAGAAGUUUAAGGCAAUAAACUACAUUUCCAGCAGCAUAAUUCAGUCUUCAUGACAAAACAUAAAAAACACUCAUUUCCCAGUACAAAUAUGUACAUUUGCAUAGUGAAACAUAUUUCAAAUGU
Polyodon spathula (Mississippi paddlefish) is the source of this 1227-nucleotide messenger RNA. It is a transcript of the gene mrpl16, whose product is annotated as mitochondrial ribosomal protein L16. Gene Ontology annotation, molecular function: structural constituent of ribosome; rRNA binding. Gene Ontology annotation, biological process: mitochondrial translation. Lineage: Eukaryota; Metazoa; Chordata; Actinopteri; Acipenseriformes; Polyodontidae. Bases 162 to 926 code for a protein of 254 amino acids. The transcript is spliced from 4 exons. The record is from RefSeq and is a predicted model, not a curated record. Gene Ontology annotation, cellular component: mitochondrial large ribosomal subunit; ribosome.